AUGGCUGCAAAUUGUUUCUACAUUCAUUCGACUACAAUGGGUAGCUCAGACAAUUGCGAUGCUUACCGAGCCAUUGAACUCGAAGGUGAUUACUAUACAGAUGUGAACGGUUAUCAAGUGCCCCAGAAUAUUCGUCAUCGGUUUCGUUCGACUAUCACUUCUGAACUUCUCGCAGAUCGAGAUAAAGUUGAACGAGAUAAAGACGAAUUAUUGUAUGCGAAUGUGAAACAAAGACCUCCUGCUUAUCAACAACGGCAACCAGAGCAACCGAAAACAACCGAUCCUGAUUAUGCUACGCUAAGCAAUGAUCUACGCAGUACUGUUUGUCGCGGUAUUCCUGUUCAACGCCGUAGUCACACGAAAACAGUUCACAACGAAGAUAUAUUUAAAGAGUAUUUUCAAGAUGAUCAUCAACCGAGUGUACAUCGUCGAAGAAAAGAUUGGCUUGGCCGAUGGACAGAAGCGAACAUCGUCCGUGAUCGUCUAUAUAAAAGUAUUCUUGAAUCGAAAAAGAAAAUGACAGAAUAG
Molecule: messenger RNA, 528 nt
Organism: Adineta ricciae
Lineage: Eukaryota; Metazoa; Rotifera; Eurotatoria; Adinetida; Adinetidae
Source: the annotation of a GenBank genome assembly